AUGGAAUUUUUAAUCCACUUUUUAAUUUUGCACCUUGCCGCUGAAGAGCUCCUCAACGAAACUGGCGUAACAAUCGACGAGCACCACGAAGACGAAGCGAUUUGCGGCGAAUGCGUCCAGCGCUGCGGAAACUGCUAUCAUUGCGUCGACUGUCUCAAAUAUUCGCUUCUCUUUGGACGCCUCUUUUGUCAACCCCUUGAGUACAUGUUGAACACUUGGACCGGGCCUUGCGAAGAAUGCACUACUUGUCUGAAAGGGACUUGCGAUCAGUUCGCUCACUGUAACAAGUGCACUUUUUGCCUGGGGUGUCUUAAAAAUCCGACUCGACCUGAUUGCUGGAAUUGUCUUCAGUGUCGUCCAUGCUCUCUAGCAAUUGGUUGUAGUCCCACUGCAAAAGCUUUUGGGGAGAUAAUUUUCGGCACGAGCGAUCAUACUAAGGAAAGUUCCGCUAAUAUAAAGAAGCCUUUACUUGACAGUAUUGACGGAAUAAUGACAGUUUGUUGA
Oikopleura dioica is the source of this 504-nucleotide messenger RNA. NCBI's taxonomy places the organism in Eukaryota, Metazoa, Chordata, Appendicularia, Copelata, Oikopleuridae. The record is from the annotation of a GenBank genome assembly.